ACUUGAUACCAAUCUGCAGCAGCUCGUGAAUGCCAUGUAUGUGUUUUGACAAGAUACUUUACACUGUUAUUUUUCUCAAGAGCAGAACUAUGCUAGAACCAUCGUAUUAAGUAUUUAAAACUGAAAGACACGUUAUGAUUUCGUAGUGCUUUAGUAUGAUAGUUGAGUAACUUACAUAAAUCGGGUGUACCUUUACUUUAAAUGUUACAAAAGAACGUUCUUGACGUAAAUCAGGUGCUCCUACGGUGACGUGUUACAAAACCAGCUAGAAAUUCUGUAGCAUGUGUUGUUGACUGACUGGUCAGUUGUGUAUUGCAGAUCGGAAAAUAACACGUAAACGUUAUUUGCUCAACCUAAUCCUUAUAAUCCUUGUUGCCAUGGAAACAGUUAACAGUCAAGAAUUCGAGGAUUACUGGAACGAGUUUCGUGUGCUGGAGGAAAUAAUACAAAAUUACGAUAGUGACGAGUUUUAUGAUACCUCAAAGCCACCAGAAGAAGGAGAGAAUGAAGCAGACUGGUUACGAGAUGCUGGAUUUGAUGUUGAAUCCUUACUAGAAGAAGAUGGCCAGGACAAAGAGAAACAACUAGAGGAGCAUUUGGCUACGCUUACCCAUCAUCAGGUGGAAGCAGUGAAAAAACGUUUUCUAACUUGUAAAAACACGAUUUGUCGGAGACAAAGUCAUGAACACAUUCCAGAUGUAAGAGAUGUUUUCUCUCACAUCCCUCUAGAGGAAAGAACAGACCCCCAAGCUGUAUCAAACGCGCUUACCAAUUCUUCAUCGCCUAUCUCAACAAAUGGAGUCUGCGAGGACUUUUCAUCAGAUUUUGAAGAAAGUGUGACCGUUUUCCGGGCCCCAAAUAAUAGUUAUCAGUUUCAAGAAGUACCAGGAAUCCAGGAGAAGUACCCUAAACCACAGCGUAAAGACAAAAAUUUCCUGAGAUCAGGCCAUAAACAAUACCAGCUAACUCCUUCAGAAGAUCUGAAAUCAAAAUCAACCACAGAUAUUGAAGGACUCCGUUAUCAGAUGCGAAGAUCGGUGAGAGAACCGUCCCACCCAGCUAGCUCGGGUAACACCUGGGAUGUUCUUGAGUGGACAGCGACUGGCAACGAUAAUCAAGUGGAUACGAACCCGUAUUCUGAAGCCGUUGGUACAAGACGCCUUGUGGAUAAAGAGAAGGGAUUUAGUGAGUUACAAUGCAGCGAAGAGCUUCCGGAAGUGGAACGGCCGGAAGAGAAACUGGGUAUCACCUAUCCGACCUAUCUUGGAAAAGAGGACCUUGCCAAAAUACGGAAUCUAGCACUGAUAGAACUUACGUCAUUGUUUGAUGCAUUUGGCUUAUCAUAUAACCGUCGAAAACCACUUAAAAGGAAACUGAAAGAAAGUACAAACACAAUUUUUGGAGUUCCAUUGACUACACUUCUCGAGCAUGACAUUCAAAAAUAUGCCAGUUGUCGAGUGCCCCUAGUGUUUCAGCGGAUUUUAUUCUUUCUGGAGAAACAAGGCCUGAAGGAAGUAGGCUUGUUGAGGAUCAGCAGUUCAAAGCAUAAAGUUGAAAUUCUUAAAAAGGAAAUCGAGGCCAGCUUUUAUUCAGCUCCUCAUCAAGUUGAAAAUGUUUUGAAAAACUGUUCCCCUCAUGAUGUCGCAAGUGUAAUGAAGCAUUUCAUCCGGGACCUUCCAGAACCACUGCUUACCAAUAAAUAUAUGAAUGCUUUUCUACAUAUACACGAUAUUCACGAUCCGUUUAAACAGCUUCGAGCUUUAAACAUGCUUGUGAUGCUGUUACCAGAUGUUCACCGUGAAACUUUACUGGCACUUGUAACCUUUCUGGCUCAACUAGCAGCUGAAGAGGAACACAAUCAAAUGAAUCUUCGAAACAUCGCAAUGAUAAUGGCGCCGAAUCUAUUCCCUCCUUCAUCACAGAGAAAUUCUAUUAAAACUGAUAUCGAUGCUGAGCUUAAUAUGGCUACUAAGAAGUGCAGGGCGACUGAAAUGCUGAUCAAAUACAGGGAUAUUUUAUGGACGGUUCCUUCUUAUUUACUUCAACAAGUGCGGCAGAAGAACGAAUAUGAAGUCUUAAGGAAAGCUGAUGGCAAAGUUAAAAAGAUUUUGGGGAAAAAAUCACGGGCUGACAUGUACAAAAUUGUGGAGCAUGAGCAAGGGAAUCCGGACAAGGCUGAAAUAACAGUUAAUGCCUGGCAAUUUACUUCCCAGCCAGUUCUUAUUUCUGUAAGCGAGUGCACCAUGGUCAGUGAUGUUCUCCACCAGGUGGCUAAACUUUUAGGUAUAAAUUUUCAUCCUCAGGAUCUUGCUAAUAAGGGACGAUCAUCCCGAAGGUCUGUGCCUGAUAUUGUACCUGUGUUAAAACCCAGCCAGAAAUGUUUGCAAUUAACAACAGAUGUGGACACUUUUCUCCAGACACAUUCCUUACAUGAAGUUGGCGGUAACAUCGGUGAACGGCGUUUGGAGGAUGAAGCUAACGCGUUAGCCGUUCAUUUAGCAAACCCUACUGCCGUAUGGGAACUUCGGUGUUGUCAUUGGUAAUUUGAACAUUUUACAAUCGUUCCAUUUGAAGCAUAAAUAAACGAAAUCAAAUAGAGCAUUAUAGAAGAUUUUUCCUUGCAUCUCGGAUUUCUAGGCAACAUAGUGUUUUGAAUAUUGGAAAACUGAUAUUUGCAUUUCACAUAGGAAGACAAAAAAUAGAUGGCGUUCAAUAAAGACAGAUAAAACAACAACAACCAAAGAUGAAGAAUUUUGAAUUACCUAAACAUAUAAUGGACAUUCUAAUGCACUUGUUGUUUGGUGUGUUAUAAUUUUGUUAUACAUUUAUCUUAAACAUUUGUGAGUACAUUGUUGUGAAAAAAGCAGCCUUUAGAAAUUUAUUUUAAUAAGCCAUAUGAGAAAGUCGGUAUUUUUAUUUUGUGUAAUUUAUUGUUGAUUAGCAAUGGAAGGCUUUAAGCCUUUUCAACGAGUUUUAAAUUGUAUUCAAACAGGCUUCUCGAAUAGUGCUGGCCUUAACAGGCGUGAGGCUCCAAGCAGUAGGGUAAUACUAAAGUGGAGGCUUGAAGGGUCUUGCCCCCUCAAAUAUAUUUUCUUUAAAAUAAAGCUUAAAUUAGGUGCCUUACUCUUAUUUUAAGGAAUUAAGCAUCAUAUAUUUCGUACCUUUACAAAACAUUUAAAAUAUUAAUAAAUGCAAAUUUGAACUCUCUAGUGCGAGGACACUAGUAGUCAAUUGACUUGCUAAUGGUUGACGCUGGCACUGUUAUUGAAACUUCGUAAAAACUAAUUAUAUCUCAUCAGUUAAGUAAAUUACUUUGCAUGAACCUAAAAUGUAAACGUCACUGUAUGAUUAUUGAAAUAGAAUUUGGAGUAAACAUAGCUUUAAUAACUAUAUUUCUUAUUCAGUUAUAUAAUGAUAAUAUAUAUUUAAAUGGUGUUUGAAAGUGGACAUAAAGCAUUUUUUGGUUUUCUAUAUUUUGUAAUAAUAGUGUUUCAUUUCAUUUCAACACGUGUGUUGUGAAGAAUUGGAUAAAUAAGUUCAGUGAUUUGUAUUACGUAAAAUAAAGACGUAUCAUGUCCAACUUCAUUAAUAAAAAGAGGAGCUUUAGUCAUCGGCGUCUUAGUUUGGAACUGCUUGUGGUCUCGUAAACAACUAGGAAUGUAUUAGAUAGAAAUUAUUUAUAUUUAUGUAGUAGUGUAAGGGGGUGUUAUGAUAAAUUAGUUGUUCAUCCUUAGUUGUUUAUAAGGUGUGAAAAUAAUGCUGCUUGAAAGAGGAGAAAAACUAUUGAAUUAAGUAUGUCUGAUAAGAAAAUAUUUAAUGAACGACAUCUAAGAGUGUACAGAUUAAAAAUGCCACUAAAUGGUGAAACGGUAAUCCUCUUAAAGUACCAUAAUAGAAAUAUUACUGUAUAAGCAAAGCAUAACUUCCAUAUUUUCGAUACAUGUAUUAUGUAAAUUUAAAACUAUUAAUUAUACAUGUUAACUAAAUUGUAUAUUUCAAAAGAUAUUUCAUACUAUUUAAUAGCAAUCUAUAAGAAAUUAUAUUACAGAAUGUGAUUUAAUACACCUUAUAUUUGAUGUUUGUAUCCAUAAUAAUUCACUUGAAUAUUAUAUUAUCAUCACAGAAGCAGCAAUAUUGUGGUUUUGCUUACAGAAUUUUGUAUUCUAAACCCAGAGGAAUUCGCACCAUCAUCGGGAUUGAAACAAAAAAUAACUUUCUUUGAAAACACUGUAUAGUUUUAGCGCCUCUAAAAAUGUUUUGUUGAAGUGAAAAAUUAUAUUGAAAUAUUGUGUAUGCGAUAGCGGUGUUUUCACGCAAUAUUAUGAAAUAGUUGAUUAAAAAUAAUGCUAAAUGAUUGAUAGUACAAACUUGAAAAACAUUCUAUUCAAGCAUUUGGUUCGUUUGUAUUUAAUUUACCAAAAGUGUGUAUUCACCUUCAUAGCUCUGUUAAAUGGUUUCACAAAUUAGGGUUUUGUUUGUUGCUAAUAAAGUCCUUUAUAAGAGUA
Limulus polyphemus (Atlantic horseshoe crab) is the source of this 4505-nucleotide messenger RNA. RefSeq names its product rho GTPase-activating protein 18-like. Gene Ontology annotation, biological process: regulation of small GTPase mediated signal transduction; signal transduction; regulation of actin filament polymerization. The coding region runs from base 378 to 2543 and encodes 721 amino acids. NCBI's taxonomy places the organism in Eukaryota, Metazoa, Arthropoda, Merostomata, Xiphosura, Limulidae. The record is from RefSeq and is a predicted model, not a curated record. Gene Ontology annotation, cellular component: cytoplasm. The transcript is spliced from 18 exons. Gene Ontology annotation, molecular function: GTPase activator activity.